Molecule: messenger RNA, 414 nt
Organism: Cinara cedri
Lineage: Eukaryota; Metazoa; Arthropoda; Insecta; Hemiptera; Aphididae
Source: the annotation of a GenBank genome assembly
AUGCGGCCGCGAAACGUUCCGACGGCGCGAGGCGUUGAUCCGCGAAAUUCGCGCGGGCGGCUCGCCGAGAACGGCCGUUUCGAGCAGCGUACACCCGCGCCCGGCGCCCGCGCACGCGUACAUUUAUGUCCGCGGAUAUUCCCGUACGCCCGUCUGACGUUGCGGGCCGUCGUCGUCGCCGCUGCACGGCCGCCCGCCGGUCUGAAAUCCAGGGUCGCCCCGCGAAUUCCGCCCCGCGCCGUACCGGACCCCGGGGUCCGCGGUCGUCCGGGGCACGGGGAAUUCGCGUUCACGACGACAACAUACGCGCCGGACCGCGCGGGCGCUGGUCGGAACGCGAGGCCGUUUUUAUCGCCCGGGUUUGUCGGCGCGAGUGGGGCGGACAACCGGCGGACACCGGCGACCGACGAAUAG